Acyrthosiphon pisum (pea aphid) is the source of this 1883-nucleotide messenger RNA. RefSeq names its product Ada2a-containing complex component 1 (gene Atac1). The record is from RefSeq and is a predicted model, not a curated record. Bases 290 to 1459 code for a protein of 389 amino acids. Lineage: Eukaryota; Metazoa; Arthropoda; Insecta; Hemiptera; Aphididae. The transcript has 2 exons. Gene Ontology annotation, molecular function: zinc ion binding.
UGCGGUGAUUGAUAAAUAAUAAAUAUUAAAUUGUCCAGCCUGCUAAACUAGUAACUACUGAUAAAAUGAUAAGUUGUUCAUAUCUCAAAUCGUGCCCGUGGGCCACAGCACUGGCCACCGUCACCCUCACACCUUGUCGAUUAUUCUAAUAAUAUUAUAGUCCAUUUGGCAUUUACAAAUUACAAUUAUAUCAUUGUCCGUGGCCACAGGUUUAACGUAAUCGCUAAAAAUACUAAGUAUGAUCGUUAAUAAUAUUUAAUAUUAUUUUAUUUGUCAGUUAAUUUAUAUAAUGGACAAACAAUUUAAUGAUACCAAUGUAUCUGAUUCAAAAGCGUUGGAAGCAACAGAAUUUUAUUUUGAAUCAGACUUUUAUUUAUUAAAAAAUAAUAAUGAUUAUAAAAAUUUAUUGAAAUCCUUAGCUAUACUUGAAGUACAAAGAUGUACAACAAUUCAAAAUAUUGAAAAACUUGCAGUGUUAAAAGAUCACUUUUCAAAAAAUCCUUCUUUGGCAUUGAAAAAAGUUCUUAAACGCGAAGACAUAGGUACGUUAAAGUCGGUUAAUAUUCAUCCGCUACCAGAUAUUGAUUGGUCGGUGUAUAUAACCAAUGAUGAAACAGAAAGUGGACCAAUAAAACAAGUAUGUGAUAUUAAUUUACGACAUAAAAAUGUUUCUGAUAAACAAGAAACACCGACAAACAUUACAGCUUCAGAGGUAGAAAAACCUGAAACAUUCAAAAAACCUUGGACAGUUGAAGAACAAUUGCGUCUUGAAGAACUUUUGAUUGAAUAUCCACCAGAAAGAAAUGAAAGUAACAGGUAUAGAAAAAUAGCUGACGCUUUAGGUACAAGAAAUUUGAGACAGGUCUGUAGUAGAGUUCAAAAGUAUAACAUGAAAAUGAAAAAAGUUGGUUCAAUAAAAUCGAUUAAUGCAAAUUCAAAAAAUUUAAAUAAAAAAACUGUAUCAUUAAGUCAUAAAAAUAUUGGUGCAUUAUUAAAACCAACCACAUUUAUACCAUCUACAACAUUAAUAGAUGAUGUUGAUGUUUAUAAUGCUAAUAGAAAUAACUUCAAUGUAAGUCACAAAAAUAUUGAAAUGAGUAAUAAGACAAAAUUAGCAAUCUUAGAUGAAGUAUUACAAGAUAAACUUACAGAAAAAAAUUGUCCAAUUGUGCAUGUGGGUUAUACAUGUUGUGUAUGUCAGUCAUCUCCCAUUAUUGGAACAAGGUGGAAUUGCAAUGAUUGUCCAGCUAUUGGUAAAAACUCUAAUUUUUGUGGUGAUUGUAUAGUAGACACAGUAAGGAACAUUCUUGAAAAACCUCCACAUCCUAUGGAUCACACAGUUACUCCUAUUAGAAGCGUUAAGGCGAAUGAUGAUAAUAUUGACAAUCUUAUUGAUCAAAAUUAUGUCCCAUUAGUAUUUAAAACUCAAAACUACUUGGAUCCAAAUUUUAUGGUAUAGAAUGACAUAUUAAUUAUAUGUGUUUUAUCGUUGGUUAAAAUGUCAAUUAAUUUAUAUUAUUUUUCUCAUAUGCAUGUUUGACAAUGAAUGUUGUUUUAUUUUUAAUACAAUCACAAACUAUUUGUUAAUUCAUUUUAAUUUACUAAAUUUGUUUGCAGUUAAGAUAAGUAACAGACUCCAUAACUGAUGCAUUCAGUUAAUCUUAAUCUCACUCAGUUCAAUUAAUAUUUAAUGUAAUUUUAUUAAUUUGUACACAUAUACAUUAAGUAGGUACUUAUAUGUUUUUUUUUUUUGAAUAAUUCACAAUUAUGUUUAAGUUUAAGUGUUUUAUUUAUUUAUAAUUGCCAAAGUGUUAUGGUGUAUGCCAAAACCACAAAUUUGUAUGUAUUUAUUAUUCUAUUAUACUUUGUUUUCUAAACUGAAA